Molecule: messenger RNA, 607 nt
Organism: Cuscuta europaea
Lineage: Eukaryota; Viridiplantae; Streptophyta; Magnoliopsida; Solanales; Convolvulaceae
Source: the annotation of a GenBank genome assembly
GGAGGAACAUAAGAAAGCGGGUUAUAUUGCGCCUGUUGAAUUUCAACCGAAGGCUCAUGUUAUAACUGGGGGGAAGCAAGCACAUAACUCUAAAAAUAAGCAACCAUCAUCUUUUAAACCAAUAAAGGCCAAAUUAAAAAUUGCAAAGAAACCAAAAGCAAACCGUCCAUGCUGGAACUGUGGACAGAUGGGGCAUUGGGCCAAAUUGUGCCCAAAUAAAAAGGCUAAGGCUCAAUCUGGUGGACCUCAAGUCAACAUGGUGACCGGAGGAACUAGUUUCGAUGGCCUGCGGUUGGAAGAACAGUGAUGAUGGGAAACACAAGUGCUGCUAGUGUGCAUGGAGUUGGAAAAGUAGAAAUAAAAUUCCCUUCGGGAAAAAUUCUUACUUUGCAUAGAGUGCAUCACGUUCCCGAAAUUAGAAGGAACAUUGUUAGUGGUUCCAUUCUAGUUAGGGAGGGUUAUGAAUUGUCUUUUAAAUUAAAUAAAGUUGUAAUUUUAUUUGGUGGACUUUUUAUUGGCAAGGGUUACUUGUCAGAUGGACUUUUUAAGAUUGUGGUUGAUUAUUUGGAAUUAAAUUAUAUAUCUGAGAAUUGUGAUUCUUCUUGUU